This is a messenger RNA of Mustela erminea (ermine), 3384 nucleotides long. It is a transcript of the gene SAMD14, whose product is annotated as sterile alpha motif domain containing 14. The coding region runs from base 546 to 1820 and encodes 424 amino acids. Gene Ontology annotation, biological process: calcium-mediated signaling; actin filament organization; neuron projection development. The record is from RefSeq and is a predicted model, not a curated record. Gene Ontology annotation, cellular component: postsynaptic density; dendrite; actin cytoskeleton. Gene Ontology annotation, molecular function: actin filament binding. The transcript is spliced from 10 exons. Lineage: Eukaryota; Metazoa; Chordata; Mammalia; Carnivora; Mustelidae.
CGCCCCCUCUCCCUCCCUCCCUCCCGCUCUUUGUCUCCCCGCGCCGGCCUCCCUGCCACGCGCCCCCCGCACCGCCCCUUCCCGGGAGACCCCAGCGGACCCCAGCGGACGCCACGCGACGCGACGCGUGUGGGCCUUCCCGGCUGGGGGCCUGCGUCCGGCGGGUGGCGGGUCGGGGAGGUGGUUCCCUCCCUCUCUCCCUCCCCCCUCCCUCGCUCACACGCACACACACAAACACGCGCACACACACGCGUACACGCGCGCGCGCACGGAGCAUCCUCCCGUCAGGGCUCUGGUCCAGCCCCGCCCGCGCCUCCCGCUCCCCGCAAACCCUCUCCUCCCCUCUCGCUCCCCCCAUCCGUUCCGGCUCCCGGACCCUCGGCGCCCGCUCCCGCGCCCGCCCCUCUCCCGGGAUGGAGCGGCUCGAGCCCGCCCGCAGCCCCCCGCGGCCGGGGUGACGGCCCCCCGCCCCUCCCCGCCUGGCCCGCGCCCCGAGCACCAUGGGCCUGAGGGGCUCCCGCGGCGCAGGACGCUGAAGAUGAUUGAUGCUGGAGCUCUCUCGAGUCAUGGCUUCUUCAAAGCUACGAGAACCUGCGGAUGAGGUUUUUGACCUGGACUUGGCUGUGCCAGAGACCGUCAGACUGGACAGCAGUUUACACAAGGCCCGAGCCCAACUACUGGCCAAGGGCCGGAGACACCGGCCCUCCCGCUCCAGGCUUCGGGACAGCGCCAGUUCUGCAGAGGAUGGUGAAGGCUCUGAUGGGCCAGGAGGCAAGGUGACCGACGGAUGCGGGAGCCCCCUGCACCGGCUGCGCUCACCUCUGCACUCGGGCCCAGGGUCCCCGGCCGGGGGCUCUUUCUGCCUGGAGCCUCCGGGGUUGCGGCGCAGCCUGGACGAAGACGAGCCUCCGCCCUCGCCGCUCACACGCUACCGGCCCCUGCACAACGCCGCCUCGCACGAGGGCCUGGCCGCCGCCUCCUGCUCGCCGCCCCGCUCCGCGCCCUCCUCCGACAGCUCGCCCAGCUUCGUGCGCCGCCACCCGCGCGCAGAGCCCCACAGCGAAGAUGACAGCCGGGAUGCCAGCCCACCUGAGCCUGCCAGCCCCACCAUCGGUCUGGAUAAGAAGACUCGCCGAAAGUUCCUGGACCUGGGGGUCACCUUACGCCGAGCAUCCACUAGCAAGAGCCGGAAGGACAAGGGCAGCAACCGUUUGUCCAUGGGCAGCAGGGAAUCAGUGGAGGGGUCCAGCAGGUCAGGGGGCUCCCCGUUCCUGCCCUUUUCCUGGUUCACAGACAGUGGCAAGGGCUCGGCAUCCUCUGGCAGCACCACCUCGCCCGCCUGCUCCCCUAAACAUGAGGGCUUCAGCCCUAAGAAGUCAGCUUCUCAGGAAUCCACCCUGAGUGAUGACUCCACGCCCCCUAGCAGCAGCCCCAAGAUCCCCAGUGGUCCCCGGCAGGAGACCAAGUGCUCCUACCCCUACCACACACUGUCCCAGUCUUCGGAUGAGUUCCUGGACGAACCUCUCCCCACCGUCCACCACUGGACCAGCCAGCAGGUGGGCCAAUGGCUGCACAGCCUCAACCUGGAGCAGUAUGUCGCUGAGUUCGCUGCGCGACAGGUGGACGGGCCCCAGCUCCUGCAGCUGGAUGGAAGCAAACUGAAGAGCCUGGGGCUCAGCAACUCACAUGACCGGACGCUAGUGAAGCGGAAGGUAAAGGAGCUGGCAGCCGCCGCUGAGAAGGAGCGCAAGGCCCGGGAGAAGGCUGCACGGCAGCGGGAGAAGCUCCGGCGCCGGGAGCAGGAGGCCAAGAAGAGCUAGGGGAGGGCGGGGGGCAGGCACUGGCACCCAGGCGCUGGUGGCCGCCGGGCUCGGUGGGCACAGGCCUCAGCGGGGAGGCGAGGCCUGGGCGCCAAGCUUGGGCUGGCCGGGCCCCACACUCUCAGGGGGUACACGCCCUCUCUUACCCUGUCACUGUCUGGACCCAGAUCCCCCAGAAAGGGAGACCCCAGGAGAGGGCCCAGUAAUAGAUCCAGUUUUAAGGACUUGUUUGGCACAGAGUUCCUAGGGAGCUGGCAGGUUUUGGGCAGAGGACCGAGAGGCCAGGGCUGACAAGUCGGGGAACCCUGAGGCACAUGGGUCAGUCUGAUCAUCUACCCUCGGGCCAUGGCCAUGCUGGCCGGCCGUGAGCUAGGACACCUGCCUGCCAGCUGGCCUGUCUGCCUUCUAGAGGCUCUGAGAUAAGGCCUAGGUCCCAGGGAUCAGAGGCAGGAAACCUCUCAGCAGGAGCGAGUGGACAGUCACUCCUCUCCAGCACUCCAAGCUGGCUGCGUGCUGGGAGAGCUCUCUUCUGCUCCCAGGGGAGGCUGGUAGGCGCUGUGGCAGCCCGCACUCAGGGUAGACUCCUAGCCUCCACACGGCGGGAGAGCACAGAGAGCAGCAUGGGUAGCCCACACAAUCUUGGCCAGGACUUUGGGAGCAGGAAGGGACGAUGAAAAGGUCCUUCUCUUUCCCCUUCCUGGUCCCAUGGGUCCCAGUGGUGAGUUGACAUCCAUGCAGGUCUGCCCCUCCUGGGGCCCACUCAAGACCUGGUUUUUGACCUACUCCCUGACACAGGGCCCACUUCUAUUGCUCCCUCAAAGAACGGCUGAGCCCUCUCUGGGGACAGAGCCAACUUGGGAGCUGGGGGUGUGUGUGACAGAGGACACCCCUAACCAAUGUUUAGGUCACGUUGAACAGGUGAGCCCUCACCCCAGCCAGGUAGAGAGGCAAACUCUAGGAGUUCCCCUGGAAUCUACUGGAAGGUUUCCUCAGCCUUCCCCCAUCUGCUCUGGUCCCUGUCAGGGUCUCAAUGGGUUCCAGAACUGGCACGCUGUGCAGGCUCUGGUUCUCUGGGCCAUGACGAGGGGUUGGGCCAGUCCCCUGGGUGGGGCCGGGAUCUAUCCUGUGAGGAGGAAGCGUUCAGGUACAGCACUGGCCAGCAGCUCCUGCAGGACUGGCCGGUGACCAGCGGGGCUGGAGGCCCUCUGGUUAGAAGCCCACCUCCCCUUCACCUGCCCGGAGCGGUGGACAGGACCCAGUGCGUGCCAACUCUCCUCGUUCCUGCUCUGGGGCCGUGGCUCCAAGGCCAUCCCUGCCCUGGCCACGGUCUGGUCCCUGGGACUCAGCCCUUUGCUUCUCUCUGCCAUCUGUAUGGGGAGAGGAGCCACACAGGAAACUGAGCUAUGGGGCACUGGCACCAUCAGGGUCUGCUGGAGGGGCUGGUGGGGAGGGCGGAAGGCACCCAGGCCUUUGAAAUGAUCAGGAGCUCUAUGGGCACCCACCUGCAUGUGAAGGGAGGGUGGUACUCCAUUUAUUUCAAUAAACACUUACGAUGUGCCAGUGA